Molecule: messenger RNA, 1719 nt
Organism: Dromaius novaehollandiae (emu)
Lineage: Eukaryota; Metazoa; Chordata; Aves; Casuariiformes; Dromaiidae
Gene: TMEM52B
Product: transmembrane protein 52B
Exons: 5
Coding region: 389-961 (190 amino acids)
Source: RefSeq, a predicted model, not a curated record
CUCAGAUCUGCAGAUAAUCCAAAAUACCCUUCCCUGACUUAGUUCAGUAUCAAAAGUAAGAACUCAUAGCCACAGCUCUUCUUCCUAACUGGAAGGUUUUAGAGAGUCCCUCAAAAAAGGGAGAGAAAGUGGCCAAGAGAAUAAAGAAAGGAGGCAGGCAGAAACAAGCAAGAAUUAACAGAGUAACACAGAGGGAAAGAGAAAACCCAAGAAUCUGAAGGGCAGAGAAGCAGGACAGACCCAGAGGAGGACAGAAAGACGUAGAGUGUGAAGCAGACAGGAUUAAACACACAGCAAGGAAUCUGUCCCUUCUCUUACUCAGUGGAUGGAUUAAGAUGAACCAAAGCUAGGAAGAAGAAGCAGACCCUGAGCUACUUGAGACAGCAAGAUGCCACAGAAUCACCCCAUGGGAAUGCACAGAUCAGUUGUGAUCUGCUUUGCUUUAGGGUGUUUCUUAUGGUUCCCUCCAGUGAGAGGUGAGGAAGGUUGUGUGAAUGCUGAACUCUGUUCAGGCACUGAAUGGGUCCGUCUGUGGUAUAUCUGGCUAGUGGUUGUGAUUGGCGGGUUGCUGCUCCUCUGCGGACUGGUUUCAGCCUGUGUGAGAUGUUGUUUUCAUCUCCAUCAGACAAGGGAGGAAUCAGGUCUUCAACCCUAUGAAGUCACAGUCAUUGCUUUUGACCAUGACAGCACCCUCCAGAGCACCAUUACCUCUCUCCAUUCUGUGUUUGGGCCUGCGGCCAGGAGGAUAUUAGCAGUGGCACACUCCCAUAAUGCUGUGCAGGGAACACCACCCCUCUCUGGAUCAGACACACCUCCAGUCUAUGAAGAAGCUCUGCACAUGAGCAGAUUCACAGUUGCCAAGACCAGGCAGAAAGUGCCAGAUCUGGAUUCAGUGCCAGAAGAAAAACUGCAGACAUCCACUGAGGGCAACCAUUCCCAACCAGCCCUCCCAGAAUGCUAGUGCUAGCUGUUACAGAAGAGCAAAUAACGCAGAAUAGUUAUGUUCAGAGAAUUCUUCUGGGCAGGUUUAGGAAUAUCAGAUUGACCUCUUCAGUCUAAUGAGAAAGGAAAAAAGAGACUAAAAUUCCAAAUAGUUUCAGAUCCAGCACAUUCUGAUGGCUCCUCCUGACACCUCCUUGAGAUAUCUACCAUUGGCAAUCUCCAUGUCCAUUUAUUAUACAUACCUCUUGUACCACAGUUUUCACAUACAGCCAGGCAGCAAGAUCAUGGUGCUGUCCCACUUUGCAGCCUGGUGCUGGAGACCCGCAGGGAGACUGCAGGUGCAGACUCAUUCUGCUUGCAAGACUUAGAAUCUCCAGCCUAAGUUUCAUGCAGAUGGCAGAGGGGUUUUCAUUCCGUAGGAACCAAUAGGAAAGACAGAAACAUGUGAGAAGGUCUUAACAGCCAGUAAUAACAUCGAACUCCUGGAAAAUGCCAACUCUUUGUAGUAAAUUUAAACCUUGAAGCUGUGUAGGAACACCAUCUGCAUUUAAACAAAAGACAGCAUACAGUGGUAGUAUGUGCAGUAUAGUCCCCUAAAUGCUCUCUAAGAUAUAUAAAAUGAAUACAGGCUGGUUCUGAACAGCAUAUACCUCAAUUCUGAAAUAGCAAUCACAAGCUUUUAUAUUUGAAUUAAAAAAAUACAAGGUGAGUGAUAACAGAUCAGACAAGAGAAGAACCAGAAAAACUACCACUGAAAUAAAGCUCAAUCUUAUUUUA